This is a messenger RNA of Schistosoma margrebowiei, 568 nucleotides long. Lineage: Eukaryota; Metazoa; Platyhelminthes; Trematoda; Strigeidida; Schistosomatidae. The record is from the annotation of a GenBank genome assembly.
ACUCGAACUGAUGUACGUACGUACAAAGUUCUACGUUGUUACUGACUGACUGUGCCCGAACGCACGAUGUUAAACCAGUGUAUUACUAACAUGAUGUUGCCACUGGAUGUCAGCAAUCCUUCGGAGACAACGACGGUCAAACACAGAGUCGUCUAACAUCCUCAACUCGGAGAGGCCAGGUUUCACAAGCAUAGAGCGAAACUGCUCUCACCGACGCGUUGUAGAUUCGACCUUUUACAGCCAGACUAACAUCACGAAGGCGCCAAAGAUGGCCCAGAUUGGCAUAAGCCGAUCUGGCCUUCACUAUACGUGCGUUGAUCUCAUCACUCACGCCACCACCAGCACUUAUGAGGCUACCUAGAUACACUAACUUCUCGACAACUUCUUUCUUCCGACCUACUGUUUUUCCAACCUGUAUUUUAAGUCUAGAUAGACAGUUUUUGGGCAUGUGUAGUACGUGUUAUUGAAGUAUCAAGGUUACGUCAACCGACAUCCCAUCUUCACCUAAUACGUUACUUCUAACCUAAUCAUUGCUGUCUUUCCGAAUGAGCAAUGUUUCAUAAACAUU